Messenger RNA from Mycena indigotica, 847 nucleotides. Its product is annotated as Galactose mutarotase-like protein. The record is from RefSeq and is a predicted model, not a curated record. Gene Ontology annotation, biological process: beta-D-galactose catabolic process via UDP-galactose, Leloir pathway; glucose metabolic process. The coding region runs from base 95 to 847 and encodes 250 amino acids. Gene Ontology annotation, molecular function: carbohydrate binding; aldose 1-epimerase activity. The transcript has 6 exons. Lineage: Eukaryota; Fungi; Basidiomycota; Agaricomycetes; Agaricales; Mycenaceae.
GCGAAUCGCAUCAAGAAUUGCACGUUUUCGAUACCAAUCACGAAGGACCCACAACCUGCGGGGCCGGGGGUGUACCGCAUGGCGUGUAACGCUUAUGGCGGACAGGAAGUCGACCAUCCAUGGCGGGAUAUACGGUUGGGACCGACGAAAUUGGACUGUGGCAGAGGUGUCAGCGACGAGUAUCGUUUACCGGCAUGUCGACAAUGCGGACGAAGGAUUCCCGGGGGUCGUCACUACUAUCGCAACACAUACCGUGUCAAAUGGUGGUAUCUUGCGCACAUCAAUCCAAGCAAGAGCGACGGAGAAAACACCAAUUAUGCUCACCCAACAUAUCUAUUGGAACCUUUGCGGAUUCCGUGCUGGGUGCGACGAUAUGCUUGACCAUACGCUCAAGAUUCCAGCAUCCCGCGUCAUCGAUGUCGACAAUAAUAGGAUCCCGACUGGCCAGUUAAUCAAUGUCACCAACACAAACUUUGACUUCAAGAAGGCAAGAACCAUUCGUUCAUCAUUCGACAGCGAUCCAGCGUUCAUUGGGUACGACAACGCGUGGAUAUAUGACGAGAAAGCUGGAGUGAAUAUGGAGGUUUAUAGCGCGGCAUCUGGCGUAAAGUUGACAAUCAAGACCGACCAACCGGCGGUGCAGGUCUAUACGGCUUCGCUCAAUAUGCCACGAAAGAAUGUUCAUGGUGGACCAGAAAAGCAGUAUGGGUAUAUGUCUACCGUCGCAAUAGAACAAGAGGGAUGGCUGGAUGCGAUAAACACGCCAGAAUGGGGCAUUGAUCAGAUUUAUGACGCAAAGAGAGAGUUUACGUGGAAUACGGAGUAUCGGUUUGGUGUAGUCAACUAG